AUGGCGGAAUGGUUUAUUGGUCCAAUCAUGGACAAGAUCAUCAACACUUGCUCUGAUUACCUGGAAGAUCAAGUCGGAUGGCAGACCGGCAUGAAGGAGGAGCUGGAAAGCCUGCGACAAAACCACCCGAAGAUCCAAGCUGUCGUCUUUGCGGCUAACCAAGCACAAAUUAGCGAUCAGAACCACCCUAUCAACAAGUGGAUAUGGCAGCUGCGAGAUGCUGUUGAUGAGGCAGAUGAUGUGCUCGAUGAUUUUGAGUACAUGAAGCAUAAAGAACAGCUGACUAAAAACAUGGAGGAAACAGAUCAGAAAAGAACGGCCAACGCGAGCUUCCUGAUUGAAAGUGCUUCGAAAAUUCGCAAAGUUGGAGAACGCGCUCUCAAGAUUGAUCCCAACUUGAAGAGGCUGGAGGAGAUUGUGCAGAAACUAGAUAAA
This is a messenger RNA of Dendrobium catenatum, 435 nucleotides long. Its product is annotated as disease resistance protein RGA2-like. The record is from RefSeq and is a predicted model, not a curated record. Lineage: Eukaryota; Viridiplantae; Streptophyta; Magnoliopsida; Asparagales; Orchidaceae. The transcript is spliced from 2 exons. The annotation marks the transcript as partial.